AUGCCAGGUCCUCCACCUCCACCGCCUCCCCCUCCGCCUCCUCCUCCAGGGCCAGGCAUGGGAGGGCCUCCUCCGCCGCCUCCUCUUCCUGGAGACUCGCUCCCGCCAGGACCUCCAAAAGCGAUCCCAAAAGGUCGAGAUGCUUUACUAUCCGAUAUAACAAAGGGAGCCAAACUGAAGAAGGCCGUUACUAAUGACCGUUCAGCGCCAAUGAUAGCAUCAAAGGCAGGCAGCGGAAGUGGCCCUGUGGCUGGCGCGCCACCAAUCCCGGGAAUGAGAGCACCAAGCGGUCUGGCACCGCCAGUGCCGAGCGGAAACCGAGCACGAAGUAAUAGUGAUACGGGAGGAGAUACUACGGGCGGCAUGGGAAUGGGAGGUGCUCCGCAGCUGGGUGGUUUGUUCGCAGGUGGAAUGCCUAAAUUGAAGAAGACGAGAGGCGGAAUCGACACUGGUGCCGGUCAUGAUGGUGCUCAUUCGGACUCAGAAACCAGCCAUCAACCAUCCGCUCCUCGUCCUCCUACCAACGCAGCACCUCCUCCGCCUUCAAUAAAGGCUCCUCCCAUUCCUGGGUUCAGACCGCCUCUUCCACAAUCUACAGACUCGGCUCCGGCUGUCCCCAGCCCCCUGGCCCAUCUCAAAAAACCGCCUCCUAAACCUCUUUCAAAGCCGUCGUCUGCGGUCAAUCUGACAAUCGGAAAGCCUCCACCUCCUCCCCCAGCAUCAAGAAAAGUGAGCACAUCGGGGCCACCUCCUGCUCCUCCGCCUCCUCCACCUUCAUCUUCAAGUCCAGCUCCUCAGGCGCCACCACCUCCUCCGCCUCCGCCGCCAGCAACAAGCUCUGCUCCUCCAGCACCUCCUCCGCCGCCGCCUCUGACAUCCAGCCCUGCUCCUCCCGCUCCUCCUCCACCGCCUCCACCUGUUCUCUCAUCAAGCACUACUCAUCCGCCACUACCUUCAAGCGCAAGUCCGGCGCCCCCGACGCCUCCACCUCCACCUCCGCCUCCAAGCAGUGCGCCUCCUUUCUCAGCACCGCCUCCGCCACCGUUGCCGUCUUCUACGGCACCAGAACCACCUUCCAGGUCAACGCCGCCUCCACCACCUCCUGGACCUCCACCGCCGCCGAGUUCGCAUCCAAAAACGAAUGGUGUCGGUUCUUCUUUUGCUAUGCAGGCUGCAAGUGCCGCUUUUGGUAGACAACCAUCAUAUGGAGCUUCAGAAGCUCCUCCUUCACCAUCCUCACCGGUUUCACCGGCACCGUCUAGACCAGUAUCACAACUUCCCUCGAGGUCAACCUUAGAUGCAAGUUCUUAUACUCUAACAAAUGGAAGCUCGGUCGGUUCAUUGGGGCGAUCAGGGCCCAUCAAGAUCGAGGACAAUCGAUGGAAAUUCCAGGACGAAUCGCAACUACCGCCCCCUCGACAAUUCACGGGGGUACCUAAAAGAUAUCGAGCAGGAAGAGGGAGUAGUGUCCCGCUUGAUCUUGCAAGCUUGGAAUGA
Molecule: messenger RNA, 1497 nt
Organism: Exophiala dermatitidis NIH/UT8656
Lineage: Eukaryota; Fungi; Ascomycota; Eurotiomycetes; Chaetothyriales; Herpotrichiellaceae
Exons: 2
Coding region: 1-1497 (498 amino acids)
Molecular function (GO): actin binding
Source: RefSeq, a predicted model, not a curated record